Camellia sinensis is the source of this 1503-nucleotide messenger RNA. RefSeq lists its product as uncharacterized. The record is from RefSeq and is a predicted model, not a curated record. Lineage: Eukaryota; Viridiplantae; Streptophyta; Magnoliopsida; Ericales; Theaceae. Gene Ontology annotation, biological process: vesicle fusion with Golgi apparatus; endoplasmic reticulum to Golgi vesicle-mediated transport. Gene Ontology annotation, cellular component: membrane; trans-Golgi network.
GCUAACAGCCAAAAUGUGACGACAGUCGCAAUGUGCAACUAAUUUGUGCUUUAAAGAGUUGUACGUUUCUCUGGCCGAUAGAUAAAAAACGGAUAGAUCUUCCCAAUCUCCACUCUCAAAUAAUAUUCGAAGAUCGAAGAAGCCAAGCCCUAGUUCAACUUCUCUCUCACUCUCUCUUCAGAUUCAAACCUCAGAACCCUAAUUGCCCCUCUUUCUUCCACACAUUUCAUUGCCAGAUUCAACGAAUAUAUUCAUUUCUCACCCCGAUUUUGCCCUAAAAUCUCUCUCUCGAUUCCGAUCUCGAAACCCUAAUUCUGGGUUUUGAGAUUCGAACCCCCAAUUCAUCUCACCCGAUCCUCGAUAAUGUCGAAGGAAUUCAACGUACCGCCGGUAGUCUUCCCCUCCGGAGGAAACCCCGGCACCACCGCCCAACAAAGGCGGCUUCCAACGGCGCCGUUCCAGCCGCCGCGAUCUGCAAACCCUAGCAUGCCCUUCAUGUCGUUCGACGUCGGCUCCGCCGUACCAUCGACUUCCUUCUCAGCUCCCCAAUUCGGCGCCAACUCGAUCGGAAUCGGGUCUGGGUUCGAGGACGAACCGCCACUACUCGAAGAACUGGGAAUCAAUACUCGUCAGAUUUGGAGCAAAACCGUGUCGAUUGUGAACCCGUUUAGAGUAAACGCUGAUCUCCACGAAAAUGCCGAUUUAUCGGGUCCCUUUCUGUUCUUGUUGGCUUUUGGGUUGUUCCAAUUGCUGGCUGGGAAGCUGCAUUUCGGAAUUAUACUCGGUUGGGUCACUGUCACUGCACUGUUUCUCUAUGUGGUGUUCAAUUUGUUGGCUGGAAGAAAUGGGAAUUUGGAUUUGUAUCGGUGCGUGAGUUUAAUCGGGUACUGUAUGUUGCCAAUAGUGAUUUUAUCGGCAAUUUCGCUGUUUCUUCCGCAAGGUGGGGUGGCGAUUUUCGUGACAGCGGGGGUUUUUGUGAUUUGGUCUACUCGGGUUUGCACGAGGCUUCUUGUUGAGCUUGCUUCUUGUGGAGACGAGCACCGUGGAUUGAUUGCCUAUGCGUGUUUCUUGAUCUACGUUCUCUUCUCGCUGCUUGUGAUAUUUUGAGCCCAAAAAACGGUACUCUGUUGUUCAAUGUUUAGUGUUGCAAUUUUAUCUUGGGUGAUCUUUACAUGGAAAGGCUACUUUUUUGGAUAGGUUUACUGGAUGGCUUAGAAAUACUUUUUACUAAAAUGGAAGUAAUAUUCAGUGUUGGGUGGUCCAUUUAUUGCUCUUGAUAUGUUUAGAUUUUAUUUUGAUGAUUGUGUGUUUAGCUGCAAUAGCAAUAUGUGUAUAGUUACAUGCCUAUAUAUGCACAUAUGCUAGUUUCUGUAUGGAUUUUACAUUUGUUGCAGAAUAAUGCUAUACAAACAGGAGAAGUUUUGUCUUGUUGCUGUGUAAUGCUAACAAACAUUAUUUUUCUACAUAAUUCUGAUGUGGCCUUUUGCGGUCUGUUCAUUUCAA